This is a messenger RNA of Amorphotheca resinae ATCC 22711, 1109 nucleotides long. RefSeq lists its product as hypothetical. The record is from RefSeq and is a predicted model, not a curated record. The transcript is spliced from 5 exons. The coding region runs from base 1 to 972 and encodes 323 amino acids. Lineage: Eukaryota; Fungi; Ascomycota; Leotiomycetes; Helotiales; Amorphothecaceae.
AUGGAAGAGCCUCUGAGUUCUGGAAGAAUCUGGCCUGUAUGGGUGAGACUGGGCCAUGACGAUGGUACAGAGGAAGAGGAACGGAUGCACUCGUCCGCGUCACCACUUGCAGCUGGCAAUAUACUGGCCGGGCCUGCACUGCUGAGCGUGCACUCCCGCACUUUUCUCGUCGGUUACUGUGCUAAGGACAGAGGCACAACUAGCACGACAAGAGAGAUGUCAGCCAAUGACCCGGCUUUUGGCUGGGUGGAAGAGGGACUCCAUAAGGACCGUACGCACGUAAACUUCGGACAUGUACGGAGGAUUGAUUGCAUCGAUCGUGGAUCCCACCCUCUGCUCAAGCCUCUCUGGGGCAACGAUCACCACGCCUCCUCCUAUUCCCGUUUGAUAAUCCUAUUAUCACAUCAUAUCCCUCGUGUCCAUCUACAGAGGAUCCAGCAAGCAGUACAGUAUACUCUGGACAGCACCGUCAGUUCGGGCAAUGCCUGGGGACGGGCAUAUGCGGAUAAGAAUAAUUGCCCGGUAUCACGGCAAUGGCAAUGGCACGGCAAUGGCAUGUUCGAACCAAUGUACUCCGUAUACUCCGUCCCUUUUCUUCGGCGAGCCCCGUAUUUGUGCCCAGCUCUCCCUCUGUAUGGGUAUGGUACAGGGGCUAGCUACUCUCGUUCAGUUGCGUCAAGACCGUCCUCCGCACCGUCUAUCUCCGUACGGAGAUGCUGCAUCCAGUGCGUUGAUAACUUACAACGUAGUAGUGCUGAGGGCCCACCCUUCCAGACCGUCAGACGCAGACGCGGAUCGCGCACGAGGAUCUCGGAUCCAUCCCCACGCCUUGAUCCUGACCCACUACGCCGAUCAAUCUGUGUGCCAUCUGUCUGCGCUGCGACUACUCCGACUAAUGAGAUUUCCGAUGAUUUUGGCCCCGGAUCUGGCUCCGGUGGUGUAGCAGUAGUGCCGCCUACCACUCUAGAUUGAGUAUUGAGUACGCUGCAGCCUGCAGGUGGGUGCUCGACUAGUAGUGCUCCACGAGAAGAGAGAAGCGCAAUAAGUUAUAACGCGAUACUUGGUCGGGAGUCGGGAUACCCUUUUCCGGGCUCCAACUUCCCACAUCC